Papaver somniferum (opium poppy) is the source of this 647-nucleotide messenger RNA. RefSeq lists its product as uncharacterized. The record is from RefSeq and is a predicted model, not a curated record. The coding region runs from base 15 to 647 and encodes 210 amino acids. Lineage: Eukaryota; Viridiplantae; Streptophyta; Magnoliopsida; Ranunculales; Papaveraceae. The transcript has 2 exons.
AAAUCUGAGUAAAAAUGGAUGAGGAAGGAGACGCGAUGAAGAUCAUGAGACCAGAUAACAAUACUGAUGAUAAGCAGCAGCAGAAAAAUGAGGAGACGAUAAGCAAUAGAGAAAGUGGAAGAGAAGAUGAUGAAGGGGAACAGGAGCAGCAACUACCAUUAAUGGCACUGAAUCAUGUAUCAAGGCUUUGCAGAGAUGUGAACAAAUCCGUCGAUUUUUACGUCAACGUUCUUGGGUUCGUGCAAAUCAAACGUCCUCCAGCCCUUAAUUUUGACGGUGCCUGGUUAUUCAACUACGGCAUUGGCAUUCAUUUGGUGCAAUCCAAAGAAGAAGAAAGACUACCAGACCCAGAACAUGAGUUAGAUCCCAUGGAUAACCAUAUAUCCUUUCAGUGCGAGGACAUGGCUGCAAUGGAACGAAAGCUAAAGGAGAGGAACAUCAAAUAUAAGAAAAGAACAGUUGGAGGUGGUGAUGAUGGAGCCAUUGAUCAGUUGUUUUUUACGGAUCCGGAUGGAUUUAUGGUGGAGAUAUGCAACUGCGAGAAUCUGAAACUUGAGCCAGCGGGUAGCAUGGACCGGAUUCGAUUGCCUUCCGAUCGACAUAAUCCUCCUGUUGAACUUAAUAAUCAGCGUUCUGAUUUGAAUUAG